UUUGGAAACGGUAAACGCUCCAGAAAGCCGCCCGUGGUCGCGAAUCUUUAGCUGUUUGUAACCCUAAUUCAAUAAGAAAACUAAUUAUUGAGCGCGUCUAAUCAAAAAUUACUGUUACGUACUAAAGACGCUCAGCUGAAACGAUGUCGAGCUCUAAUGAGUACAAACUGAACCAGGGACCAGAGGAUGGCAUUUCUGCAGUCAAGUUCAGCCCCAGCACAGCCCAGUUUCUGCUGGUUUCAUCCUGGGACUGCACUGUCCGCCUUUUUGAUGUUGGAGGCAACACCAUGCGCAUGAAGUACCAGCACUCAGCUCCAGUUCUUGAUUGUGCCUUUUACGACCCGACUCAUUGUUGGAGUGGAGGUUUAGAUGAACAACUAAAAAUGCAUGAUUUGAAUACAGAUCAAGAUACAAUAGUUGGCACCCAUGAUGCCCCCAUUCGCUGCGUGGAGUACUGUCCAGAGGUGAAUGUUAUGGUCACCGGUAGCUGGGACAGAUCAGUUCGACUAUGGGACCCAAGGACACCCUGCAACGCUGGCACUUUCUCCCAACCUGAAAAGGUCUAUACCCUCUCUGUGGCUGGAGAUAGGCUGAUUGUUGGCACUGCUGGCAGACGAGUCCUGGUGUGGGACUUGAGAAACAUGGGCUAUGUACAGCAAAGACGAGAGUCCAGUCUGAAGUAUCAGACACGCUGCAUUAGAGCCUUUCCCAACAAACAGGGCUACGUCUUAAGUUCAAUUGAGGGACGUGUAGCUGUGGAGUACCUGGACCCAAGCCAGGAAGUUCAGAAGAAGAAGUAUGCCUUCAAGUGCCACAGGCUGAAGGAGGAUGGAAUUGAGCAUGUUUACCCGGUCAACGCCAUCUCAUUUCAUAGUGUUCAUAACACUUUUGCCACAGGUGGUUCAGACGGGUUUGUGAACAUCUGGGACCCAUUCAACAAGAAGCGCCUGUGUCAGUUCCACAGAUACCCGACUAGCAUUGCCUCCCUUGCAUUCAAUAUUGAUGGCACCAUGCUUGCCAUUGCUUCCUCCUAUAUGCACGAGAAGGGAGACGUCAGCCAUCCAGAAGACGCCAUCUUUAUCCGUCAAGUCACAGACGCCGAGACCAAGCCAAAGUCGACCUAACUUCACCUCAAUCAUUCCUCUGUCAUUCAAAUGCCUUUAUAACAUUUGGGUUAUCUGCUAAAAAUUAAAAUUUUUCCUGUAAGUAGUAUUUUUUUCCAACCUUCUUUUCUGCAUUUCUUGGUAAAUAUUUUAUCGUUAUGUAUUUUCUCUCAGAACUAAAUUUGUUUUGAGUUUCAUACUUGUAAUAAAACAUUUUCACCUGCCAAUAAAGUCAGUUUGUACAUGUAUCACCUGUGAAAGGGAACUUGAGAAAUGCCAGGAAUGUGUCGGGGCAGAAGAGGUUGUUUUCUUGAUGAUGUGUUGAAUGAAAGCGAUGAUCCACUCGUAUUUGCCAUGGGCUCCACUUGCCCCCAGACAGUGACCUGUGCUGAUAGACAUCAGAGGUCUGCAGCCUAAACCAGAUCCUGUUUUAUUACUGAGGAAAAUGACAGAAAACCACUAAAGUGGAUGGACUGGCUGCUUUUGGAAGAGGAAGGGGGUUAAAACAGAAUGUCACAGUACAUAUACAACAUUUUUAAGUUGAGAAUAAAUGAGUAAAAAAUAAAAAAGUAGAACCUAUAAACAUUACAGAUAAGCAGCCUAGCAGAGCUGCUUCAGCGCUCAUCGCUUUUGCUGAGUUGAUCUACGACUGUUUAAGUUGUUAGUCUGGUGAGAGUCGGACGUAAGGCAGAGCUGUAGCUGCAGUACCGCUGAACACAUCAGUGUUCUGCAGAACGUGGAGCAUUUUUCCCUUCAGCUUAGAUUUCCAAUAGCAACUAAUGCAGUUUCUGAAGCCCUUCAGCCAAAGCAGCAGGGAAGAUAUAGAUGUCAAUUAUUCUGUUUAAGAGCUCCAAUUUUUGUUCUAAUGGCUCUAUCUGCUUCUGCAGUAUCCUGGAAAUGAUUAGUUCGGUUUGGUUAAAUGAUGUAACUAAUUCCCCAUGAUUGUCGAUAAUGAGUCUGUCUUUGAGGUUGGGCUCUGAGCGCAGCUUAAUAUGAAAUGGCACU
Molecule: messenger RNA, 2108 nt
Organism: Betta splendens (Siamese fighting fish)
Lineage: Eukaryota; Metazoa; Chordata; Actinopteri; Anabantiformes; Osphronemidae
Gene: bub3
Product: BUB3 mitotic checkpoint protein
Exons: 8
Coding region: 144-1124 (326 amino acids)
Biological process (GO): mitotic spindle assembly checkpoint signaling
Cellular component (GO): bub1-bub3 complex; mitotic checkpoint complex; kinetochore
Molecular function (GO): ubiquitin binding
Source: RefSeq, a predicted model, not a curated record